GUGAUCCGCAAGGGCUGGCUCACCAUCAACAACAUUGGCAUCAUGAAGGGUGGCGCUAAAGAGUACUGGUUUGUCCUGACAGCGGAGAACCUCUCGUGGUACAAGGAUGACGAGGAGAAAGAGAAGAAGUACAUGCUACCAGUGGAUAACCUGAAACUACGGGAUGUCGAGAAGGGAUUCAUGUCCAGCAAGCACAUCUUUGCCCUCUUCAAUACGGAACAGAGGAAUGUUUACAAAGACUAUCGGCAACUGGAGCUGGCAUGUGAGACACAGGAGGAGGUGGAUAGUUGGAAGGCCUCCUUCUUGCGCGCAGGAGUUUACCCAGAACGUGUUGGGUCCAGCGAGUCAGAAGAGAAUGGAUCGGAUAGCUUGAUGCAUUCCAUGGACCCUCAGCUGGAGAGGCAGGUGGAAACCAUCCGGAACCUCGUGGACUCCUACAUGGCCAUCGUCAACAAGACCAUUCGUGACCUCAUGCCUAAGACCAUAAUGCACCUUAUGAUAAACAAUGUAAGCGUCUCAUUGAACAGUCAUCUAGAACUGUUGGCGAACCUGUACUCUUGUGGAGACCAAAACACCCUGAUGGAAGAAUCACCCGAACAGGCCCAGCGGCGCGACGAGAUGCUGCGCAUGUACCACGCCUUGAGGGAGGCGCUCAACAUCAUCGGAGACAUCAACACCACCACCAUCAGCACUCCCUUGCCCCCGCCGGUGGACGACUCCUGGCUGCAGGUGCAGAACAUACCGUCCGGACGCAGGUCUCCCACGUCCAGCCCUACACCGACGAGGAGAGCUCCGGCAGUCCCGCCGUCCAGGCCUGGAUCUCGAGGCCCGGCUCCUGGACCUCCGCCUGUUGGUGGUCCCACUCUGGGUGGUGCUCCUCCUGUGCCCUCUAGGCCAGGGGCCUCCCCGGAUCCUUUUGGGCCUCCCCCUCAGGUUCCAUCUCGACCCAACCGUGCACCUCCUGGUGUCCCCAGCCGGAAGGGCCCCGCUUCACCUACUCGACCCACCAUAAUCCGACCAUCUGAGCCGUCCCUCUUAGAUCUAUAACCCGAGGCCUGUAGACAGCUGGCGACAAGCACCGCACCCCACGGCUUCCUGGUCCCAGCCACCCAACCCCCGUUCCUCACAGGCACAUCCAUGCCCCCCUUCCCUUCCCCCAGCC
Messenger RNA from Gekko japonicus, 1162 nucleotides. RefSeq names its product dynamin 1 (gene DNM1). The record is from RefSeq and is a predicted model, not a curated record. The transcript is spliced from 7 exons. Gene Ontology annotation, molecular function: microtubule binding; GTP binding; GTPase activity. NCBI's taxonomy places the organism in Eukaryota, Metazoa, Chordata, Lepidosauria, Squamata, Gekkonidae. Gene Ontology annotation, cellular component: microtubule; membrane; cytoplasm. The annotation marks the transcript as partial.